This is a messenger RNA of Paramormyrops kingsleyae, 2789 nucleotides long. It is a transcript of the gene armc1, whose product is annotated as armadillo repeat containing 1. NCBI's taxonomy places the organism in Eukaryota, Metazoa, Chordata, Actinopteri, Osteoglossiformes, Mormyridae. Gene Ontology annotation, molecular function: protein binding; metal ion binding. The record is from RefSeq and is a predicted model, not a curated record.
AUGAAUGCGGUGUCCUGUUAUAUCAGCCAAUCAGCAACGCCGGUCAAAGGAUACGCGGCCGUAAUGGGGACGGGGGGACAGUUAGCUGGAUAGCCACAUAGCCAAAUAGUGACAGUCUGAGUCCUGCCAGUUAAAUUACGUACGGGUGGUCUCGUCAGUGUGGCGGACUGCUCCACACCCACAGCCGCUUGGACGUGAGCCGACCAGGUCGCUGUGUGCAGAGCUCGUCGGAAGAACGAAGUGUGGCGUGAGGGUAGAAAUAUUGGCAACUAACAGGAUGUUGGUGGCCCCUGCACUCAGCCUGUGUGCCAUGCCUUCAGCCCGGGGCGUGGGUGUCCGUGGCGCACCAUGAGCGGGGAGCCGGAUGCCCUGACCGUGGUUAACCAGCUGCGGGACCUCGCCGCAGACCCCCUUAACAGGAGGGCCAUCGUCCAGGAUCAGGGCUGCCUGCCGGGUCUCAUUCUCUUCCUGGACCAUCCCAAUCCGCAGGUCGUCUACUCUGCCCUGCUGGCGGUGCGCUACCUGGCAGAAUGCCGAGCCAACAGGGAGAAAAUGAAGGGCGAGCUGGGAAUGAUGCUGAGCCUACAAAACGUCAUGCAGAAGACCACCACGCCCGGCGAGACCAAGCUGCUGGCCUCUGAGAUCUACGAGAUCCUGCAGGCGUACGGCGACGCUGAGGCCGAGCGGGCCGAGAGCGGAGCCUCCUGUCGCCGCAAGGCCCACUUCUUCCUGGGUACCAACAACAAGCGUGCCAAGACCGUGGUCCUGCAGAUCGACGGCCUGGACGACUCCAGCCGGAGGAGCAUGUGUGAGGAAGCCCUACUGAAGAUCCGCGGCGUCAUCAGCUUCACUUUCCAGAUGGCCGUCAAGCGAUGUGUCGUCAGGAUACGCUCCGACCUGAAGGCCGAGGCGCUGGGCGUCGCCAUCGCAUCCACAAAGUUGAUGAAAGCCAAGCAGGUGGUGAAAGAUGACGACGGCGAUGAGGUGAUGGUCCCCUUCCAGGAGGACCCCCUGGAGGAGGAGGUGGAGCAGAAUACGGACCUCCCAGAGUACCUCCCCGAGGAGGAGAGCCCCUCCAAAGGGCUGGACAAGGCGGUGUCCCGCGUGGGCUCCCUGCAGGAUGGUGUGGGCUGGCUCAGCACCGCUGCUAACUUCCUGUCCCGGUCCUUCUACUGGUAACCGGCGCCGGGGCAGCCCAGGUGCCGGAUGGCCUCGGCGACGAGGGAGCGUGACCACGGCCCAGAAAGAGCUGAACAAGCACAAGCCCCGCACCGUACGCCUGCACCCUGCCCGCACGCACGCCCUCACACUCAUCCCCAUGUGCCGCAGCCAAUGAGAGACUCCGGACUGCACUCAGACACGCCCUCUUUGGGGCGGGGCUGCAGAAGAGUCCAUUUUCACGGCUGGUGUUCGGCCCCCCCCCCUUCCUGGGCCGUGGGGUCGAGCUCUGACUCCACCCGAGUGUUUGGACUGCCGUCAUCACAGGUGGUGAGGAGGAGCUGUGCUUUUUUUGUCACCGCUGUCUGGUGACGCCCGACUCGCUGGGGGGCGUCGCUUUACCCGCUAUGCAGUGUGCUUUGACCGUCGCUCGGCGCCACCUCUGAGUCUCCGCCGUUUCCAUAACCGCCCACACCCCUCUGUGUCAGCCGACCCCAGCCGUGCCGCUCUCUCCAGGUGUCUGUCCGCUAUGCCGCCAUCUUCUGCCAGCCAGCAGGUGGCUCACCGGUUAAUGCUCUAGACUAAAAGGUAGGAACAUGCAGCUGUAGAGAAGUGUCUCACACGCUCUGUAUCCCCGCUGGUGUAGCUCGGAUGAUCUCACUAACACAUUGUCCUGUUUAAAGUUGUCUGAAUAACAUUGGCAGGAUAGCAUUAAGUCCCCCGCUGCUGUCUGUCUGCUGGUCCCCGCUCCACCCUCCCCACCUGGCUUCCCUCACACAAUGUGAGAAGCAGCAUUUUUGGGUCCCAGACACCUACCCCCCAUUACCUUACCUUUUAUUCAUCCCUCCCAUGCCAAACUGAUAUCCAGAUGUAUUAUUGUAAAAACAGUUAUUGUAAUAUAAUGUAAAAAAAUAAAAAUGUAAAUCGGGCAGCACUACAGCAUCGAAUGAUAAACGAUGCUCUCAGCUCUGUAUCCAUGAUGACCCAGCCAGUGAUAUUAACGAUUAGCCCAUUACAGACUGACAUGUCAAAGGUGCUGCCUCUGGGAAUGUCGCCCCAUGUGGGGACAGAAGAGGGGAUCACCUGGGAUCACCUGACCCCUCCACAGCCUUCUGCUAGGCUUACUAGGGUAACCCAAAAGUGUGUAAGAUGCAUGCUGAUGUGUGUGAGGGCCCCCUAGUGGUGGAACAGGGUUGCAGCGUGGGUUUAUUUUUUUGGAGUUUGUGCCAUGACUGUCUCCAAUCCGUCUAUCUGUCUUCCAAGCGUUUAUCCCAGACAGGCAGCGUAGGGUACCCAAGUAUAAAUAUCAUCAUUUAUUUGUGUUUUUUAGGAAUGAGAUGCUAUUUUCCUUUCUGUUACUCUUUUAUUGGUGCUGAGUUUAUACUGGAGGAGGUUUGUUUGGUCCUGUAAUUACUGUAAAAAGCCUCAGUAAUGUGUGUGCUAUUAGGACACUAAACCAUGCAUAAACCUCUAAGUAUUCGGAACACUCAGUAUGGCAGGAAACCCUUAACUAACCGUCAGCGCCACGCUCACCUGUUUUAUCGACAUUUUUAUGCAGUUGGGUUACUUACGAAUCCAAGACGGUGUAAAGUAAUGGCACCACGUAAAUAAAGGUUGAAAUCGGAGCUGUA